This is a messenger RNA of Physeter macrocephalus (sperm whale), 1389 nucleotides long. It is a transcript of the gene GABRR1, whose product is annotated as gamma-aminobutyric acid type A receptor subunit rho1. The record is from RefSeq and is a predicted model, not a curated record. Gene Ontology annotation, cellular component: plasma membrane; neuron projection; synapse. The transcript has 9 exons. Gene Ontology annotation, biological process: chloride transmembrane transport; signal transduction; nervous system process. Bases 1 to 1389 code for a protein of 462 amino acids. NCBI's taxonomy places the organism in Eukaryota, Metazoa, Chordata, Mammalia, Artiodactyla, Physeteridae. Gene Ontology annotation, molecular function: chloride channel activity; GABA-A receptor activity; neurotransmitter receptor activity.
AUGUUGGCUGUCCAGAACAUGAAAGUUGGCCUUUUCCUUUUGUGGUGGCCAUGGGCUUUGGCUACUGAAAGCAGAGUGCACUGGCGAAAAAGAGACGUACAGGAGAUGUCGAAGAAAGGCAGCCCAGUUCUUAAACGCAGCCCGGAUAUUACCAAAUCGCCACUGACAAAGUCAGAACAGCUCCUGAGGAUAGAUGACCACGAUUUCAGCAUGAGGCCUGGCUUUGGAGGCCCGGCCAUUCCUGUUGGCGUGGAUGUGCAGGUGGAGAGCUUGGACAGCAUCUCAGAGGUCGACAUGGACUUCACGAUGACCCUCUACCUGCGGCAUUACUGGAAAGACGAGAGGCUGUCCUUCCCGAGCACCAAGAACCUCAGCAUGACGUUUGACGGCCGGCUGGUGAAGAAGAUCUGGGUCCCCGACAUGUUUUUCGUGCACUCCAAGCGCUCCUUCAUCCACGACACCACCACGGACAACGUGAUGCUGCGGGUCCAGCCCGACGGCAAAGUGCUCUACAGCCUCAGGGUUACAGUGACCGCCAUGUGCAACAUGGACUUCAGCCGGUUUCCCCUGGACACACAAACGUGCUCGCUCGAAAUUGAGAGCUAUGCCUACACGGAAGACGACCUCAUGCUGUACUGGAAGAAAGGCAAUGACUCUUUAAAGACAGAUGAGCGGAUCUCACUCUCCCAGUUCCUCAUCCAGGAGUUCCACACCACCACCAAACUGGCCUUCUACAGCAGCACAGGCUGGUACAACCGUCUCUACAUUAACUUCACGUUGCGUCGCCACAUCUUCUUCUUCUUGCUGCAAACCUACUUUCCCGCCACGCUGAUGGUCAUGCUGUCCUGGGUGUCCUUCUGGAUCGACCGCAGAGCUGUGCCCGCCAGAGUCCCUUUAGGGAUCACCACGGUGCUGACCAUGUCCACCAUCAUCACGGGUGUGAACGCCUCCAUGCCCCGCGUGUCCUACGUCAAGGCCGUGGACAUCUACCUCUGGGUCAGCUUCGUGUUCGUGUUCCUCUCGGUGCUGGAGUAUGCGGCCGUCAACUACCUGACCACCGUGCAGGAGCGGAAAGAGCGGAAGCCUCAGGAGAAGCUUCCCUGCACCUGCGGGUUGCCUCAGCCACACGCGGUCCUGCUGGACGGCAGCUACAGUGACGGGGAGGUGAACGACCUGGGCAACUACACGCCCGAGAACGGAGACAAGCCAGACAGGAUGAUGGUGCAGCUGACGCUGGCCUCGGAGAGGAGCUCCCCGCAGAGGAAAAGCCAGAGGAGCAGCUACGUGAGCAUGAAGAUUGACACUCAUGCCAUUGAUAAAUACUCCAGAAUCAUUUUUCCAGCUGCAUACAUCUUAUUCAAUUUAAUAUACUGGUCGAUUUUCUCAUAA